UGUUGUUGUUUUAAAAAAGUGAAAGUGGGCGCCGGGAGCUCCCUUUGAUCCUCCCCCUUCCUCUCUCCCGGCCCGGGCGCGCAGAGUCUAGCGCUCGAUGGGCGCCCCGGCCGCGCCGCAGCCACCCGCAGGAGCUGCCCUGCCCUCGCCGGAGGGUGCCAUGUUUUGUAAGUAAAAAGUCGCUGGGGCGCUUGCGGAACCCUCUCCCCCUUGGUGGCGGAGGCGGCCAGGGCGCGCACGCGCCCCGAACCCCCUUUUUUCCCUCUCUCUCUCCCUCUCAUCUCCUCCUCCCUCCCUCCCCCGGCUAUCCCGCAGGCAGUGCUCGCGGGGGUCCUUCUUGCUCCCUCCGGGCGGCUGCCCCCUUUUCGGCCGGGGCAGAUGCGAUAAGGAGCGGCGGCCGCGGAGGCAGCGGACUCGGGGCCCGGAGGGCGCGCCGCCGCCGGCACCAUGUCCAUGCUGCCCACCUUUGGCUUCACCCAAGAGCAAGUGGCGUGCGUGUGCGAGGUGCUCCAGCAAGGGGGCAACAUCGAGAGGCUGGGCCGCUUCCUGUGGUCCCUGCCGGCUUGCGAGCACCUCCAUAAGAACGAGAGCGUCCUGAAGGCCAAGGCCGUGGUGGCUUUCCACCGGGGCAACUUCCGCGAGCUCUACAAGAUCUUGGAGAGCCACCAGUUCUCGGCGCACAACCACCCCAAGCUCCAGCAGCUGUGGCUCAAGGCGCACUACAUCGAGGCCGAGAAGCUGCGGGGGCGACCCCUAGGGGCCGUCGGCAAGUACCGGGUCCGCCGCAAGUUCCCCUUGCCCCGCUCCAUCUGGGACGGCGAGGAGACCAGCUACUGUUUCAAGGAGAAGAGCCGCAGCGUCCUGCGGGAAUGGUACGCCCACAACCCUUACCCGUCCCCCCGGGAGAAGCGGGAGCUGGCCGAAGCCACCGGCCUGACCACCACCCAGGUCAGCAACUGGUUCAAGAACCGCAGGCAGCGCGAUCGGGCCGCCGAAGCCAAAGAAAGGUACGAGGAAAACAAUGAAAACUCGAGCUCCAACGGCCACAAUCCACUUUCCUCCUCUUCUCUGAAUGGCAACAAGGCAGUUUUGGGCAGCUCUGAAGAUGAGAAAACACCUUCAGGGACCCCAGAUCAUUCGUCAUCCAGCCCAGCUUUACUGCUCAAUUCGAACCCAGGUUUACAGCCGCUCCACAGCUUGGGCCAUCCCCAGGGUCCUAGCGCUAUCCCGGUACCAAGCGCAGACCCUCUGCACCAUCACAGUUUGCAAGACUCCAUCCUCAACUCCAUGUCUUCCAACCUAGUUGACUUGGGAUCUUAAAAACCACAAACACAGAAACAAAAACAACAACUGCAAAUAUUCUCUUAACCCAGGGCUCCCACAAAGCUGUCUUCUUGACUUCACAAAGAGAUCCCAAGCAACUUCCUACCUAUUACACAAACUGUUAGAAGGGUAGCACAUUCUUAUUGUAUGGAUCUGGUGUCUCACUUUGGAUUGAUGGGUUGACCAUUGAAUUAUUGGGAAGGUACUGCAAACUCCAGACUUUUGCCAGUGGUUUUUUUUUUG
Pogona vitticeps (central bearded dragon) is the source of this 1566-nucleotide messenger RNA. The record is from RefSeq and is a predicted model, not a curated record. Lineage: Eukaryota; Metazoa; Chordata; Lepidosauria; Squamata; Agamidae.